AUAUUCAAUGCGCCAACCUCAUCACUUUGCGUCUUUGCCCCUCUCUCUCUGUUUCUAUGAGUGUGUAUAUGUAUAUAUAAGCUAUGUCAAGCUAGCUAGCACAACUAACAAUCUCAAGCUUAAUCAUCGAUCACCUACAACCAGCACUUCCCCUGCUUCUAUUCUCAAUGUGCUCUCUCGCAUUUCUGUCAAGGCUUCUUAAAUUUUGAUCUCAAAGCCUUCAAAUUAACAAUCAUUAUUAUCCACCCACAUUUUAUUAUAAUCUUAUUGUUGUAUACAUUAUUACACUUUUUUUUUUUUGAAAGGAAUUAGAUAUGGAUCGAGUAGCCAAGUUGGCGUCCCAGAAGGCAGUAGUGAUCUUCAGCAAAAGUUCCUGCUGCAUGUGCCAUGCAAUCAAGAGGUUGUUCUAUGAACAAGGGGUGAGCCCUGCAAUUUAUGAGCUUGAUGAGGAUUCAAGAGGGAGGGAAAUGGAAUGGGCUCUUAUGAGGUUAGGAUGCAACCCCUCAGUCCCUGCAGUGUUCAUUGGGGGCAAAUUUGUAGGCUCUGCUAACACUAUCAUGACUCUUCACCUUAAUGGUUCCCUGAAGAAAUUGCUCAGGGAAGCUGGAGCUAUUUGGCUUUAGUACCAAUCAAUCAACCCGUUCCAUUGCUUACUGUUAUUAUACGUAUAACUGAGUUUAAUAAGGCUAACUCAGCUCUGUUUUCCUUUGUUCUUUUUUUCACAUCUGGCGGCUGUAUGGAGACUAUAAUUGUAUGCAAAAUAGUCUUUAGAGUCUGUAUCGAUCCCAAUGCGAGUGUAUUUACAUAUGAAUAUAUAUACAAGUUUUGACUAAACACUUCUGUAAUGUUUUAAUCCUUGGAAAUUUGUAAACAAGGAAG
Molecule: messenger RNA, 879 nt
Organism: Hevea brasiliensis (rubber tree)
Lineage: Eukaryota; Viridiplantae; Streptophyta; Magnoliopsida; Malpighiales; Euphorbiaceae
Product: monothiol glutaredoxin-S10-like
Exons: 1
Coding region: 315-623 (102 amino acids)
Source: RefSeq, a predicted model, not a curated record